AUGGAAGCAGAAGCAGAUGUUGUGAUUGUGGGAGCUGGAAUUUCUGGCCUUGCAACAUCCUUAGGACUUCACAGGCUGGGGAUUAGAAGCUUGGUGUUGGAAUCAUCUGAUAGUUUGAGGACAACAGGUUUUGCAUUGACAACAUGGACAAAUGCAUGGAAGGCCUUAGAUGCCCUUGAUUGCCAAUCUCAACCGAAUGUAACUUCCUCAAGAAUUACAGGGCUUCAAACGUUUGAGAUGUCAUUUAAGGCCAAAGGAAAGCACGGAGACCAUGAAAUUCGAUGCGUGAAAAGGAACUUGUUGUUGGAAGGCCUUGCAAAUGAACUCCCCAGUGGCACCAUCAGGUUCUCAUCCAAGGUGGUUUCCGUUGACGAAUCGGGCUACUUUAAGCUGGUUCAUCUCGCAGACGGGACCAUCCUCAAAGCCAAGGCCUUGGUUGGGUGUGAUGGAGUGAACUCCGUGGUGGCAAAAUGGCUCGGCUUCAAGCAGCCGGCAUUUACAGGUAGAUCUGCUAUUAGAGGUUGUGCUACCUUCAAGAGCAGUCAUGGAGUUGAUCCCAAGUUCAAUCAGUACUUUGGGAAUGGUAUUAGAUCUGGUGCCAUCCCUUGUGAUGAUACAAAUGUUUACUGGUACAUUACUUGGACUCCCUCUAGCCAAGAGAAAGAGCUAGAAGAGUACCCAGCUCAACUGAAGCAAUAUAUGUUAAGCAAGCUUGGAAAGAUACCUGAUAAAGUAAAAGCUGUGGUAGAAAACACCGAAUUGGAUGCUUUUAUAUCCUCUCCAUUGAGAUAUAGGCAUCCUUGGGAGCUUCUUUGGGGAAACAUCAGCAAAGGCAAUGCUUGUGUCGCAGGAGACGCGCUCCACCCUAUGACCCCAGACAUUGGCCAAGGCGGCUGCGCUGCAUUAGAAGACAGUGUUGUAUUGGCAAGGUGUCUUGGUGAGGCCUUGUUGAAGAACUCAGGGGGAGAAAGAAAAGAUAAGGAGGGUGAAGAAGGAAAGGAAGAGUAUGAGAGGAUUGAGAUGGGGUUGAACAAGUAUGCCAAUGAGAGGAGAUGGAGAAGCUUUGAUCUGAUUAGUACAUCUAGAGUGGUUGGUUUCUUACAAGAGAGUAAUGGAAAAUUUAUGAACUUCUUCAGGGACAAAUUUUUUUCUCCAAUCCUGGCUGGUUUGUUGUUGAAGAAGUCAGAUUUUGAUUGUGGGAAGCUCAGCAUCUCUUAA
This is a messenger RNA of Prunus armeniaca (apricot), 1218 nucleotides long. The record is from the annotation of a GenBank genome assembly. NCBI's taxonomy places the organism in Eukaryota, Viridiplantae, Streptophyta, Magnoliopsida, Rosales, Rosaceae.